AAAAAUAAAAUCAAUUUUAAAAAAUCAUAUUAUAAAUUAACAAUCAUUAUAUUUACUAUUAUAUAAUUUUGUUAAUAAAAUUAGUUAUAAGCAUGGUAAACCUAAUACUAAUAGUUUUCACGGCAUACACUAUAUGGUUGCCACUGAUGAUGAUGCCUUAAAUUUUACUAGGUCAGCCAUAAAAUCCAUGAUUGAAACGUGGCAGAUUCAUCCGGGCAUGUUUACGGGGCAAAGGAAAGUAAGGGUCGAUCCAUGGAUUGCAUCAAAAUCAUAGCCAACCCGGAGGUAAAGGGGUUUAUAGGGGUCUACCAUUCCUAUGAGAACGGUAUCGCAUACUCCCAUAUGGCUACGGCUGACAACGUGUUGGGUAAAUGGACGUGGUUUAGGGCCAUUGGUGGACCGGGAAUUCAGGGUGCAAAUUCUAGUGCAACUCAUCCUACAAUAGCAGUGGCAGAGGACGGAGGGUUUGCCGUGGCCUGGGAACAGGAGCCUGUGAGGCACCUAAAAUUUUCGUACUACAAAAACUGGGAUGACCUAGUUAGUGGUCACGUUUCCAAACAAUACGACGCUCCCCAAACACUAUCGAAAUGUGCCGAGGGCACUCCACACUUUUACUACGCCAGUAGCACCUACCUUGAUAUGGGACACCAUUUCUACAACAACUGCGACACGGACAGGGAAGCACGGGGGGACAGGGAUUCCAGUAGCUUCAGGGGUCACGACUUUAUGGUGAUAAAGGCCCAGAAAGUGAAAGGUGAUUUUUCUACCUGA
This is a messenger RNA of Oppiella nova, 771 nucleotides long. NCBI's taxonomy places the organism in Eukaryota, Metazoa, Arthropoda, Arachnida, Sarcoptiformes, Oppiidae. The record is from the annotation of a GenBank genome assembly.